This is a messenger RNA of Cydia amplana, 4223 nucleotides long. RefSeq lists its product as uncharacterized. Lineage: Eukaryota; Metazoa; Arthropoda; Insecta; Lepidoptera; Tortricidae. Bases 180 to 4196 code for a protein of 1338 amino acids. Gene Ontology annotation, molecular function: chitin binding. The transcript has 3 exons. The record is from RefSeq and is a predicted model, not a curated record. Gene Ontology annotation, cellular component: extracellular region.
ACGAAAACCUACAUUCGCGCUACAACCGCGAACCCACAAUGUUGCAUCCAUUUCGCAGAUUCAGUUGGUUGAGUUGAAUUUUAGUUGAGUUGAUUGAAUUUCAAUUGUUUUCGGUUGCGAUAAAGUUAAGUUGGUUGGUUUUAGUGUUUUAAGACUGUGUGUUGUUAUGGACUAACAUAAUGUGGAGAUUGGUUUUCGUAUGCUUGUUAUCCUGGGCGGGCGGGCAGAGCGGGCGCGCGCCGCGGCAGGACCACCACGGGCGAGGCUGGGACAUCCGACUCGCCGUCCCAGGCAAGCCGGGAAACGACUACCCCACGCUCGCCAACAUCCCAAGAACGACCUUCUCUUGCGCUGGUAGACAACCAGGUUACUAUGCGGAUCUGGAGACAAACUGCCAAGCCUUCAGAGUGUGCACCGCGGGAUCCACCUACGGCUUCCAAUCCUUCCUCUGCCCCAACGGUACUCUGUUCAACCAAGCCGUCUUCGUCUGCGACUGGUGGAUGAACGUUAAAUGCGAAGCUUCACAGAAUUUUUUCAACAACAACGAGAAAUUCGGAAACCUGAAGCUUGGGCCGCAACUUAUGAAAGAUAUCAAGAAGAUGAUUACACAUCCCAUGAGAAAUCCUAUAGACAAAGGUGUCAUGAAAGGCAAUCUUGUUGUUAUGCAAGACUAUAAGCCACCUUCCGGACAAUUAUUCCCCAACAGUGCCCUAAUAGCAAGCGCAGAUAGAACUCCUAGUAAUGUCUUCGUACCACCAAAAAUCACACAGCAACACUUCGGACAAAGCAACUUUAUUAGAGACACGUCUUUCGCUUUUUCAACACCGAGUCCCUCGUACAUACCGUUUGAUGUGCAACCGACGCAGGCAGAUGCGGAAGUAUUCCAGCGGCAGCGGCAAAAUGGACAACAGUGGCAAAAUGGGCAACAGUGGCAAAGCGGCCAACAGUUUCAAAACGGCCAACAGUGGCAAAACGGCCAACAGUUUCAAAAUGGCCAACAGUGGCAAAACGGCCAACAGUGGCAAAACGGCCAACAGUGGCAAAAUAACGGACAAAACUCACAAUCUGGAAAUCAGUUCGGUCGUCUCGUACAACCUACUAGUAGUACCAAUAACAAUGUUAACACGAUUCGUCAAAAUCAAUUAAGUCAGACUCAACUAAACCCAGCACCGACAACUUAUAACCCACAGAAUUUCAACAAUCAAAGAAUACAGGGUAACAGACAAAAUGCACAAUACACAGCCAAUAAAACUCCCGUACAGUGGAACAGUGGAAAACAAGCUGAAUUUGGAGUUUCUUUAACAAACCAACAAUUCAAUCACAACUCAAAUCAAGCAAGUCAACAACAAAACUUAGGGUUCCCAAAAUUCUCAAGCGACAUUAAAGGUCCAGUGGGCAAUAAAGCCAAAGAGAAUCUGGUAAGUAACAAUGAUAUACCAUCUACUGUCAUAACAAAAACAAUAACUGUUAAUCGAAUUAUUCAAGAACCCAAGACAGGCCAACCUAAAUCUCGAGUAGUGUUCAAAACUUGGAUUGUUAAACCCUCUAAAGCUGCUAAAUUAGUUGCAGAACCUACUGCGUACACAUAUAGUCGUCCUACUCCGCCAAUUAGUGAACGACAAGUAGAAGCAAGCACUCCUUAUGUUUAUAAUAGACCAACCACCCCACCACCGCCUCCACCCUCACCACCACCAGCAAAAAUUAUCUCAGAACCUGACGAAUCUUAUGUUUACAAUAGACCCACAGUAGCGGCUAAGGUAGUAUCAGAGCUAGACGAACCGUAUGUUUAUAAUAAACCAACAGUGGCUGCUAAGGUAAGGUCAAAUGUUAGACAGCUUCCUCGAGUAACAGAAGCAGAAGAGCCUUAUGUUUACAACAGGCCGACACCUGCAGUUAAAAUAGUAUCAACGGUUAGACAAGUUCCUCGCGCGUACCUUCCUCCAACUACACCAGCUCCAACAGUAGCUAGAUUAUACCAACCACCGACUACAGUAGAACCAACCAAACCCUCCCGUCUUUACUUGACUCCGACUACGUUAAAUCCACUAGAAAGAAUAUACUUACCGCCAUCUCAACCUGCACCUUUUAGACAAUACUUAACACCCAAUACAGAUAUACAAAGUCCUUUCUCUCAAAAUGAAAAACUUAUUGCCGCUCCGACCUCACCUUCGCCCGUCUAUGUUGCUCCAACUAAAGAGAUUUCUACUCAACCAUCUUUCACCCUCACUAAGCACUCCCGUAUUAACGCAAACCAUAACAACUUGACAUUUGCAGAUAUACUAACUAAAGAAAAACUUGAUAUAACAGUUAAUGACAUAGUUAAAGACACCAGUAAAAUCCUUAAAUCUGCUUCUAAUGAACAGUUUGGUCGACUCACCCAAGAUUUGAAUUCAGUUGACUAUCCUGAAGAGAAUGCCUAUUUACCGCCAGAUUCCAAUCCAUCGAGUAAAGAGAGUCUAACUCCAUCAACCUUACCAGAUACAGCAAAAAGUUCUCGUCUGAACCAAGCUCCAUCAAAAGACUUAGAACCUCCACUAGAAACUCCCAAAGAUAUUAAAAAUACUAACCAGCUCUCUAAUCUACCUUUUUUUAAACAACCCACCAACACAAUCGAACGAACAGUCUCUUUGAAAAUUUCUAUUCCAGAAAACGUAGCGUCGUACCUUUUUAAAAAUACUAAUGAGAGUGACUUGGAUAGAUUAGAGAUACUCAACACGGGAAGCAGCAAUUAUUUAGUCCUCACUAACCAACUCGCCACAAGUACCACUCCUACUUUCAUUCCAAUCGGUAAACUGAUAGCAGAUAAAAAUUCAUCUCUUUCAAAUUCACAGGCACUGGUGUUCUCUUUACUGGCUAAUUCUAUCAAUGUGGCCAAAGAAUACAGCAACAUCGCACAACAAAACGUACUACCAGCAACAUCCACACAACCACAGUUCCAGAACGUCAACGAAGAGGAGCUAGCUCGCAUCACUAACCAAAUAUCACAACUCACGUCAUCUCAGUACUCUGGCAAUAAUCAAAAUGGCAAUCUUGGCAAUGCAAAAAUUGUAUCCACUUCUCAAACUACCACAUCAAAUUCCGGAACUGAACACACACAAACGCAAUUCACAAACAACUUAGUACAAAACAGUGGAAAGAGCGGACAGUUAAACGUAACACCACAACAAAGCGGCAGUUUUUACUCAUCACAAUUCCAAUUUGGAAAUGGAUUUGGACCAAUGGUUUCUAAUGCUAAUCAGAACCAAGUAUAUAGCGGUCAACUAUACCAGCUCCCGGUUCCACAAGUAACUGAGCAGGUCUACAACAAGGGAAGUCCAGCGAAGCUUAUUCAAGCCGACAAUGUUAACAAUUUUGCAUCUGAAGCUGAACACCUCCAGACCAAUCAACAAUCAAAUGCAAAAAAUAACAUUAACCAAUCUAAACAGUCCAGUGCAGAUGUUGAAAUAGUUCAAUCACACAGUUUACCCGUACCAAGCCCGGCAAAGUUGCAGGUCGCACCUGAAGAAGCAAAUUUCAACAGCCAAGAAUCUUCACAAGCUUUCAUUAACAACUUUUUAAAUAGCGAAGGAAUAUCGGCUCAAGUUCAAGAUAAUAUUAUCGGGACAAUACCGCAUCCUUUAGAGAAAAAUAAAUUUGUGACGUACAAAAAAGAUCAAUCGUACUCUUUUUACACGAGGUUGGAUGGCAAUGAUUUAGACCAACCAACCGCGAGUAGCCGAAAUCCACAACUGAACGCAGGGAGUCAGCAGAAUGCUAAACUAACACAGGCAGAUGAAGAUAUUUUCCAAUUAAUCCCGUCUGUCGGCUACCAACUGGAGGAUGAAAAAGAGCAAGAGAAAAUACUCAACGCUUUUAAUAUUAACGAAUUCGGAAGUCCUAAAUCAGAAAACAACAACAAUAACGAAGGGUAUAUACUUCCAACCCCUACUAAUCGCAGAAGUGAUGUCCUUACCACUAAUGUAGAUUUUUCUGUGACCCAUCCUUUUGCCAAGCAACUUCUCGUUCAAAGAAGACCUAAUGCUAUUUAUGAUGGGCCUUCGUCAUACUCAGCUCCUCAAGGAUCAAUAGGCUUUCUAGAUACGAGUCAACGGAUUUUGCAGAACCAAAAUUUAAAUGCUAGGUUAGAACAGUUUGAUAUUGUAAGUAGUAACGGCAAUGGAUAUCCUCCAAAUUCUCAAAGACAGUUUGGAUACUAAUAAGUUACAUUCCUACCAUGACGCGUU